GUCGCUGGGCUGUGGGUGUAUGGUAGAAGUGGUCGCCGGGGUGCGGUUGUGUGUUGUGGUAGGCGAGCUGGGAGGGCGACAGUCUCGGGUAUGGAGGAGUGACGCCGCCACCAGUAACUGUGCCAGGAUAUAUCAUGGUCAGGUUCAAGAAGCGGUACUUUAUUGUGGAAGUGACGCCAGAAAUCCCAACGCACUUUCACAGGAACGGACUUCAGGAGGCAAUAGUUUCAACAGUAAAAAGACUUCAUGGUGAUUAUGGUGUUGCAGCAACCACGCCGGGCUUCCGUGUUAAGUACUUGAAUACCGAGACACGUAUAGCAUUUAUUAGUGUGGGACGUGGUCCACAUCAGCUAGUGGCCUCGGCUCUGCCCCUCAUCACCAAGAUCAGCGGUCAGGCAGCCACAGUGCGAACUAUUCAUCUUGCAGCCUCAAUGAGACAUGGCUUUCUGUUUGUGAAGAAAUACCAUGAAGAAAAAAUCAUGAAAUUAGAAGAGAGCCUGAGUGGUGGUGAGAAGGUCCGCUGGAAGCAAGAAAAGGACAGGCUACUAAGUCGCAAGUGAUACUUUCCAACAUUGAGAACUAAUUAAGUGUUCUAAGAUGAGAACUUGUUUGCUACAAAGUUUAAUGGAAGCAAGUGUUAUAGAUGUGCAAUAGUACAAAGCCCAGUACUUCACUUAUUUUUUACCUCCAGAAUUAAACUUUGGUAACCUUAACCAUGUUUUUCAAUAUACACACUACAUUUAUUAACCUAUUCAAUAAUGAAUGAUACUAAUGAAUAGUAUUUGUGAAGUGAAGUAAUAAUCCUGACCAUGACA
Molecule: messenger RNA, 815 nt
Organism: Procambarus clarkii (red swamp crayfish)
Lineage: Eukaryota; Metazoa; Arthropoda; Malacostraca; Decapoda; Cambaridae
Gene: Pop5
Product: POP5 ribonuclease P/MRP subunit
Biological process (GO): tRNA 5'-leader removal
Cellular component (GO): ribonuclease P complex
Molecular function (GO): ribonuclease P RNA binding
Source: RefSeq, a predicted model, not a curated record